ACUAAUCAAAGCGAGCUCGCAUCUAUUGAAAAUGUCACAUCAACGGCUAGGCGUCUUUGCCUUCGCUCUGAUAUUCUUUUGUGGGCCGAGCCAACAAGUCGUUAACGAAGUGAAUUUCGAGAACCAUGGCUACAGUAAUGUCUUGGUGGCCAUUGGAAACGACGUGCAGGAGAAUGAUGAUAUCAUAACGAGAAUAAGGGAUGUCUUCACGAAAGGCUCUCAGCGGCUGUUCACGGCAACACGGCAGCGGGCCUACUUCAAAGAGGUCUCAAUCUUGUUGCCCAUCACCUGGACUCAGCCCAACAACCUAACUCUCGGCCAGCUCAAAUCUGGGCAGUCCUUCGCUUCGGCCAAUUUAAGAGUGGACAAGCCGAAUCCAGUAUGGGGCGAUAAUCCGUACACCAGGCAACCAGGAGGGUGCGGGGAGCCAGGGGAAUUCAUUCAUUUGACACCGGAGUAUCUCUUAAAUAUCAAUGAGACGCAAUACAGAUGGGGGCCACCUGACAAGUCACUAGUCCACGAAUGGGCUCAUCUUCGAUGGGGUCUGUUUGACGAAUAUCCCAUUGAGAAGGAAGGUGACGGUCAUUUUUAUCAGACUGGUAAAACGCUCAAUCCGGUCAGAUGCACCGAGGACGUCCGCGGCCAGCCGCUCAACAGCAAGACCUUCGCGAGAUGCAAAGUCGACCGUCAGACACUUCAGGUGGAAAAAGAUUGCAAAUUUUAUCCCGACCUUAGCUCAAAGAACAAUGUGAAAGCCUCGCAUAUGUACAUGCAGUUCAUCGACGCGGUUCAUGAUUUCUGCGACGACGGAACCUUGGGCGACCCAACGAUCAUCCACAAUCGCCUAGCUCCCAACAAGCAAAACAGAAUGUGCGAAGGCCGGAGUGCUUGGGAGGUCAUGAGGCAACAUGAGGAUUUUAAAAACGGAAGCAACCCGGGUUUGAAUGCAACCGAGCCCCCUGCCACAGCCUUCUUCAUGCUUCAGAAGACUUCACAAAUGGUCGUGUUGCUCUUGGAUACAUCAAAUAGCAUGUUGCAACCAGAUGAGAUACCCAUCACUAUGAUGAUCCAGGCAGCAAGGUACUACAUCCUCGACCUUCUAGCCGAUGGUACUCAACUUAGCAUCAUCACAUUCGAUAGUGAUGUUGCAGUCAGGAUGCCCUUAACCAAGAUAACGGGGAUGGACAGCCGGCGGGAGAUGGUGAAAUAUCUCCCGAAGAAAAACGAGACUGGUGCAGCAACUGCGUUAGGCCCCGGGCUUCUACAGGCCGUAGGGGUACUUACGAACGCUGGCGCAGACGACCAAAGAGCGAAGGGAGCGAAAAUAGUCGUCAUCAGUGACGGACAGCAGACUACGCAACCUUCUGCCGAACAGGUCAUGAGCAAUGACGUUCUACCGCUGGAUAUCGUGGUGGACACGAUCGCCUACAGCAGUGAGGCUGAUCUAUACCUCAUGGAAAUGGCCGACGAAUCCGGUGGAAAAUCGUUCUUUAUAUCAUCGGAGUUGCAAUCCAUUGGGCUGUUUGAUGCUCUUAACACUAUCGGCACUGACGAUGAGGCGAAUCCGAAAACGGCGUCCGUAACCAUUGAAAGUUCAGCAAUAAAUGUCAAACCCUCGACCGAGUCCCAAGGAAGUUUCUUCAUCGAUGCCACUAUUGGUGACAGCACGAAGAUGAUAUUCUCCUACUUAACUGACGCCGAGGUUGAGGUGAACAUCACCAAACCGAGCGGAGGCUUCAUAGACAGGAAUUAUCCUGGCUACACGAACGAUAGAGUGCUGAAGCAGAUUGAAAUAGAUGUCAACUCUACAGCUGAGAUCGGUGAAUGGAAGUACACAAUCUCGGCCACGAUGGAAACGGUAGUGAUGGCGCACGUUCUCUCGAAGGCCAAAGGUGGCACAGCCGACCCUAUCACAGUCACUUCCUCCUUCGCUAAUGGCGCGAGAACCCUCGGCACACUGGCGACGGCUCAACUAACCGUCUAUGCACAGGUGACCCGUGGCUACGCACCUGUUAUUGGUGUGAAUGUGAACGCCAUCAUAGAGGGAGACAACACCAGGAUACUUGUACCACUACAGGAUAAGGGAAUAGGUUCAGAUGUGACGAGAGACGAUGGUAUUUACUCCGGGACCUUCACCCGACACCUGAUCAACUCUGAAGGGAGAUAUAAUGUCAAGAUUAACGUGGAUAAUCCGGAUAAUGCGGGCAAGAUAGCUACAUCUGGUGGAGGAUCUGGUGCACUGACCAUACCAAGGAAUAUUACAGAAAAUGUCCCAACAGAAAACGUAACCUACGAAAAUGUUGGCCUGAUGCGCCGCAUUGCCACCGCAGGAGAGAUGCUUGUUCAUCCGCCAGCUGAGGUAGGAGAGGUCAAGGACGUCCUGCCUCCUCCAAGGAUCACGGACCUCAAGGUUUUCAUGGUUUUGCUAAACGAAUCCAUUGUGACCUUGACCUGGACUGCAGGAGGAGAUGACGUCAGCAAAGGGAACGAUACGACAUACGAUUUAAGGGUCGGCACACUUGAAGCCGUUGAAAAGAAGUUCGAUAACUGUCUGGCGAUUGUUCUCACCGACCCACCAAAACUUGCUGGAGUGACCGAGACCCGCCGCAUUAAUAUGAGCCUAUUCGAGCAGGUGAACGCCACGAACCAGACAUAUUACCUGGCGAUCAGGGCCAUUGAUGAGGCGGGGAAUACAGGGAAAAUCUCAAACAUCAUCAGUGUGAGCACUGAGAUCCCAGAGAGCUUCGCUGGUGGAGAAGUUGUUGCAUUUGUUGAGGACACGCUCACUGAUAUUACAACGGACGUUACGGGUAGUAUCACAUCAAGAAUUGCCGUUACAACUAGCAAUAGUGUUACAACGGGUGUAGCUACGGACAGUAGUGUUACAACUGACAAUGUUGUCACAACUGUUAAAGAAGUGGACACCGCUACUACGGACAAAUCUACUGCUUUGGAAGAUACGACCGCCGUCACGUCACCUCUGGAUGUCACAACUGUCACAAGUGUCACAAGUGUAUUAACAACCAUUGCAAGUGUUACCGGCGGAGUCAGUGUCACUACGGCCCCUCAAACAAGCAUAGUCCCAACCAACCAAGGCGAAAGCACUAGUGCCAGUGUUUCAUCUGCAGAGGACAUCACAACAACACCAAGUUAUAUUCCACCACCUGGUACAACUACAGCUGAAAAAGAUGAUACUACAACAAACAUGAGCGGAACUUCGGGCAGCAGUUCGAGUGGUAAACCAGUAAAUGUUAUCAUGAUAUCAGUUGUAUGCGUCAUCGUGGUGGUAUUUUUCGUGGCCACUGUAAUAGGCUUGUGCCUGAUCAAGGCCAAUUCAAAGAAGAAAAAGUCUAAGUCUAAGGACGACCGAGAACCUGUGUUUGGCUACAAAUACUACAACAAAGGCUAUGACCAUGAUUUCUGAUGAUUAUGUAAUAAUGUUACUUUCGCAGGAACUACCAGUUACAUUCUAAAAGAGCAGAGUUUUCAAUAAAUAACCAUUCCCAAGACAUUUUUGAUUUUGAAAAAAAACUGUGUUACCGGGUAACUUGGUAAAAUAGGAUGGAUUUUCUUUUGAAAUAUGGUUACACGAUUUGAUGCAUAAUUACAUGACAAACUACAUGACAUUGUACAGAGGUAUUUCUGGGUCUGAUUUGACAAAAUUGUAUUACCAGUAUGCCGAUUUGAUAUCAAUUUCACGUCAAUAUAUAUCAUUUUAACUAGGCAGUACAGUUAUCUAUAACUAUUCCUGUCGUCAAUUACGAUAUAAAGUCGGCUCAAUAAGUAUCCUAUGAAACCUAAAACGUGUGAUGAAAGCACGUAUUCUUCAGUGUUAAAGAGCAUCGUUUCCUAAUUAAAAUCGUUUAUUAGACUGGUAAAAACA
Messenger RNA from Lineus longissimus, 3883 nucleotides. RefSeq names its product calcium-activated chloride channel regulator 1-like. The coding region runs from base 32 to 3424 and encodes 1130 amino acids. The record is from RefSeq and is a predicted model, not a curated record. The transcript has 14 exons. NCBI's taxonomy places the organism in Eukaryota, Metazoa, Nemertea, Pilidiophora, Heteronemertea, Lineidae.